Molecule: messenger RNA, 5988 nt
Organism: Planococcus citri (citrus mealybug)
Lineage: Eukaryota; Metazoa; Arthropoda; Insecta; Hemiptera; Pseudococcidae
Exons: 10
Coding region: 252-1694 (480 amino acids)
Source: RefSeq, a predicted model, not a curated record
UUAAAAAAAAAAAAACAACCGAUGCGAUAAUUCUUCAUAAGCUACUCGUAUUACAUUUAUGGUUAAUUAUUUUUCGAUAUAAUUAGGUAUCCAAUACCCAUAUCAAUGAGUUACUGACCAGAUUAACAUUUGAGUGAAAAUACCAGCAGUUUCAAGAGGAAAUAGGUAUCUACACGUACUGUGGGACUAUCAACUACGCAUUCAUUUUUUUUCAAUUCUCUUUUCGUCCUCACUUUUAAAGUCUGUUAAAAAUGGUACGUGCAGUUCUGUUCCUGUGUUUCACCUUGUUUUGUUGUGCAACAAGUGCGAAUACCAGUCAUGUAACAAAGGAAGCUGGAACAAAAAUGUCAACAACGUCAAUUAUAGCUGUGGACACCACAUAUCCUACAUCAACUCCUAUUCUUCAAGAAAAUCUGAUCGAUACUUCUAUUCAAGAGACUCCAUCCUCGGACCAGAACGCGAAUGACGAAAUCGAGAAAAAAAUUAUCAAUGCUUUCACCGAAUUUUCAUCAAACUGCAAUGUUUACAACCGAAUGGAGCUUUCGUUGAAAAAUUUCACAUUCCCGAAAAAAUCAGUAAACUGUGAUUUGGGAUUAGGAAUAAAUGCUUCACUUUACAACGUCGCUGUCGGAGAAUAUUUCGGAAAAUUUAAAUCAUAUUCUACUUUGAUUGGAUGCGAUUCUUCGAAAAAAGCCAAGGUUGAAGUGACACUACCGAGCCACAUUAGAAUUGUUGCAAAUGUUGAAAUUAUCGAAAAAACGUAUCCUUCAAAUGGAUUAAUUACUAUUCUUCUAAGGAACGGUUCUAUUUCAAAACAGUUCUUCUUCCAAGUGAAAAACUCCAAUCAUGAAGACAACAUAAUGCGAAAAAUUUCUUAUUCGAAUUCGAAAGUAUAUCUUGAUAAUAUAGACACAAAAUACCAAAAAUUGAUCUACAGCAAUUUAGAAGAAAUCCUCAGCGAAAUAGAAUCAUCCGUAGAACAACAUUUGGUCGAUCAAUUGAGCGCACAAUUGUCUGAAAAUAACAUCGAUGUCGGUCAAAGCUGCUCCAAAUUCGUCAACAUAGAAAACUACUCGAAGAAAAUCAAUUGGUCUUCUUCAAACAGCGAUUUCAAUCAUUUAUACGCAAUACCUAAUGUAUCUCUCGUAUCAUGGGAAGGAGUUAAUCUACGUAUAGGGCCUAUGGUAGUCAAGGGUAUUUCCCAAUUCAGUAGCAUCGAGCUGAGUAUUUUGGGCACUGAAUUAGCCAGUGCAGGGGAUAGUGGUCUUUUUUAUAGUACACCUAGAUACGACGAUCCCGAACAAAAAGAAAUGACGGUUCGAAUCAAAACAAGUGGUUUAAAAGGCAAACUGGACUGGAGUUAUAAUUCUAAACAAAGAUCGUUUCCUUUUUUCAUCGAUUCCGUUUUGUUUGAAAUCGAAAAAAACAAGACUUCUAAAUUCACACCAGUACAUUGGCCUUAUUCGCCUAGAAAAAGUUACAAUAAAUGGUAUAGUCGAAGUGAAGAGGAUACUGUGAAUGUGGAUGUGUUGCUGGGAAAUAUUAAAAUCGAAUCGCCUAGCUUUCGCGAAGAUAAGAAGGAAUUUGUGAACUUUGCUCUCUUGGAACAUCUGAAGAUGUUUGUAAAGGAUUCGUUGAAAAAUUCGUUGGCUAACAAGCUUAAAAAUAAUUCUUCUAUUGUAAGUUGUCGAUAAAAAUUUGUAAAUGUUUUCAGUUUCAUUUUGUAAUUAUUAUAUAGGGUACAACAAAUGCUUGCAAAUAUUUUCGCCUACCUAUGUGUAUAAUAAUUAAUUAGAUCAUAUUUCCACACACGUAUCCUAAGUGACCAGAAGAACUCGCACAUACCUACCUAUGCACGUAGGUACAUUACACAUUAGGUAUGCUCACGUAAACUUAUUAUUAGCAGUAAAUAGGAAUGAAUAUUUAGCCAAUUAAUGGAUUUUUAAUAAUAAACAAACGACGAUAAGAACCAUGUGUAAUUGUUCGAUGACUGUAUUCGCAAAUUCCGAUAGGUUAUUCUACGUAUAGUACACGAUUACUGAAUUUUAUGACGUGACGUUGAUUACGAAUGAAUAUCGCGAUAUGAAAUUCUGGACAACUUUGAUCGUUGUGUUAUUUUCUUUUCAUUUCGGUGGAAUAAAUGCCGACGAUGAAAACGUCGUUGAUUUUACCGAGUCUCCAGAACCUGAGGUCAUAUCAGAGGAAAGACCAACUAUGAAAACCAUAACCACUACGAAAACUAUCACCACAACAACUCAAACGCCGGAGCAAGAUUCUCUAGACAAUGUUUCCAUUCAAGAUUUAUUGUUAUCGGGAGUCGACGCUAAUGAAAAAAUUCACAAAAAAAUCAUAAAUCAACUGAAAGAUUUUUCCGCCAAUUUUCAAAACAACCGUCGACCAAUAAGACUCUCAACAAAAGGUUACGUAUUUCCAAAAACUCUCAUCAGGUACGAUUUGGGUGAAGGCCAGAUCACCUUUUGGAAUAUAAGUGUGUCUGAUUGGAGCAGUCAUGAUUCGGAAUUCGACUAUUCCUUAACCUGUUAUUCAUCAACAACUGCAAAGUUACGAGUAGGAUUAUCAGCAAAUGUACAGAUUUCAGCAAAUUUUUCGAUAACUCAUCCAUUAGUUCAAUCAGAAAACGAAGGAGGAAUCACUAUAGUAAUCAGUAACGGAACAAUUUCCAAACAGAAUUACAUCGUUUCAAACGACGAAUUUUCUAAAAUUUCUUACACCCACUCAAAAAUUGAUAUAAAUUUCAACGCAGGACCACCGUCGUUAAUCUACAAUAAAUUAGAAACAUUUUUCGAUGAAGUGGAAUCCUCAUUGAGACAAUUUCUCGCCCAACAACUCGAUAGUCAGAUGGAAGAAAACGGCUCCUCUUUAACGGCUACUUGUUGGAGAUUUGACCACGCUGAACCUUACGCAAGGAAAAUUUCCUCCUUAUUUUUAAAUAGCUAUUUAAACAAUUUAUACGUAAUACCGACAGCAAAGAUCGAGACCUGGAAAGGAAUAACCAUAAGUGCAGGGCCUAUUGUAAUCGGUGGAUUUUCUUUCAAUAGCACUGAAUUUUCGGUCUCCAAAAAAUACGACCACAACUAUAAUGGUUUUAAACAACGAUUAAUCUCUCGUGUCAAAACUGGGUCACUGAAGGGUAAAUUUGAAUGGAGAUGCAAUCUUUGUGACAAUAAUGGAAACGAUUCGUCGUUAGUUUUCAAAUUUACUUUAGAUAAUAUUUUGUUUGAAGAAACAUUCAUAAGACGGGACUAUUAUGGCAGUUGGGAUAGAACAAUGGACGUAUAUCUUGGUAGAAUGAAAAUUAAACCAUCCGUGUCUACUUAUACGAGUAUCCAUGAGGUGAAAUUUGCAGAAUUCGUUUUAACUGAGUAUUUAAAAUCGGCUAUAGCGGAAACUUUCAAGAAAUCUUUGUCUGAAAUAACGGAUGAUUCAUGGAGAAGUUACAUUAAUUAUUAUUUCAAUAAUUAAUUUAUCAUGUACUUGGAUAAUUAUUAUUAGCAGGUAUACCUAUACUUGAAUUACCUGUCACUAUUUCAAUAAUUAAAUCUUGAAGAUUGAGUAAGACAUAAAUUAUUGAAUUUAAAUUAGACUACUUUGGAGCCUCCAGCUAGUUUUGUCGUAAUAAGCAGGAAGCACCAACCAAAGGUAGUUACAGGAGCUGAACUUCAUUUUUGGUUCUUUCAGAGUAAUUUAAAAUUUCUGUAGAUUUUAUUUCCACUAAUUUUUGAACCCUAACUGGUUCGUUUUUUUUUUUUUUAGUCAUUUACUUCAAUACAUAAAACACCAGAAACUCUAAUUUGAGUAAUUAAAUUUUACAAUGUUUAAUUUUCAUUUUUACACGAUGGAAAUACUUUCAACUGAAACAUACACGUGUAAAAUGUGAGAUAAGUAAAAUUAAUUUAUCUCUUAGAGCGACAAUUUUUUUCCUUUUCCUUCAAAAUUGAUAAAAUGUCAACUGCAUUCGCGAAUAUAAUCAGAACGGAUAUUGCUAUCAAAAAUUGAAAAUAUGUUUUUCUUCUGGUAAAUGAUUUUUUUUGUUACUCGUACUUAAUAGUGCAUUGUUUUUUCUUACAUUGUUGUUUAAUGGUGUUCAUUUUCUCAUUGUUUCGCGAAGUGUACGAAUUUAAUUCACAAAUACUUACCUACCUACAUCUGUGCGUUGGUUUAAAUUUGAAAAUAAUGAAAUUCAAAUUGUUUUCUUUGCUUAUCUUAUUUUUUGCAUUUUUGAGACGAAAUGAUUCAAAACCUUCAUACAUCGAGCAAAUGACAACGGAAUACACCGCAAGUACCGCAACGAAUAUCCCUCCUUCAGUACAUACGACGACGUCUACUCCUUCUCAAGAAAAUUAUCUCGAUAAUAUCUCAAUUCAGGAUGUUUUAUCAUCGGACAUAGACGCUAGUGAAAAAAUCGAGAAAAAAAUAAUCAACACUGUUACAGAAUAUUCGGCGAAUUGCCGUACUUAUAAGAAAAUAGAUAUUUCAAUAGAGGAUUUUUCAUUUCCACAAAAUUCUGUAACAAUUGAUUUGGAUAUAGCGAAUGCUACAUUUUAUCAUAUUGCGGCCAGAGAAUUCAGAGAAUUGACAGAAUCGUCAGAACACACGCGAUCGGAAAAACGAAAAUCAUACUCAACUUUAAUCGGAUGUGAUUCAUCGAGAAAUGCUAAAAUUGAAUUGAAAUUACCCAAUGAUAUAGAAAUUUCAGCAUAUCUGAGAGUAGUUGGAAAAACUAAUAAUGCUACAAAUGAAAUUAAUGCUAUAUCUGCUACACUUGGACUUAGUGAGGGAGACAUAAGUUUUAAACUGAAGAAUAACGCACUUUCCAAACAGUUUUCUAUGCAGACAAAUUCAACGAAUAUCGAAGACAACAUAAUAUCAAAGAUAUUGUACACAAAAUCUGAGGUUUCACUGAACAUCGACACAAAAUUUCAAAUGCUGAUUUACAACAAAUUACAGACGUUCUUCGAUAAAGUAGAAUUACCAAUUAGAGAGUUUUUAGUACAAAAAUUGAAUAACUAUUUGAAUAGCAAUGGAAUUUCUGUCUCAGACAGUUGCUCAAAAUUUGUAAACCCGGAUAAAAAUUCUAAAAAAAUUAAUUUACCAUUUUUAAACACAAAUCUCAAUCAUUUAUACGUAAUACCAGACGCAAAACUUGAUACAUGGAGAAAAGUUCCUCUCAGUGCAGGUCCUAUCGUAAUAGAUGGCUUGGCUGAUUUCAAUAGCACCGAAUUCAUUGCAACAGAAAGUGAAAUUUCAAGCCCAGAUUCUAAUGGGAAAUAUUACAGUACGCCUUCCCCAUACGAUGAUCCCGAAAUGAAAGAAAUUACAAUACGGAUAAAAACGAACGACUUGAAGGGAAAACUGGAUUGGAGUUAUAAUUUUAAAAAGAGAUCAUUUCCUUUCUCCGUUGAAUUUAUCCAGUUUGAAAUUAAGAAAACCAUAAGUUUUAGUUACGUUAGUGUUGAAAACAAUCACAAUAUGAAUACCUACAAUAGAUUUUACGACGAGCGCAGCACUUCAAGUUCACGCUAUAUUAAAUCAAAUCAAGAAAGAGUUGAUGUGAACGUAUACCUGGGAAACCUUCUAAUCAAAUCAACUAACUCUAAAAUUUGUGAAAACGAAAGUGAAUUUGUAAAUUUUGUUCUUUCUGAAUAUUUAAAAACUGUUAUCGCGAACUCAUUACAGAUUUUGUUGAAUAAAAAACUUCAAAAUGAAUCGCCAUUCGCGAAUUGCAACUAACAUAGAUAAGAUGCGCAAUGCGCAUGCGAUGUAAUACAUACUUACCUACCUAUUCCAUAUUAUUUUAAAAUCUUAUUUAAAUCUGUAAUAAAUUUGUUUAUAAAUAUUAAAUAUUUUAGAGAAGUAUUCACAUGUAAGUAGACUUAUUCAACGAGUAAGGAAAUGUACCAAAAAUAGCAAAUAUCAAUAAUUCUACUACCACUACCUAUCAAUUAAUAUUAUACCUUCUAUACUGUG